AUGGAUUACUCUACGGGGCAGUAUAGCGAUAUUUGGUCCUACAAGUACACGAGCUCGGUUUCAAAGGAGUGGUCACGAUUAGCCGCUGAUGGUGUAAACAGCCGAUUUUACGUGGAGCAAUUCAACGAAAACAUUAGGAGUAUAGAAGACGUGCUGCAGGGCCUCACGACAGUCAUCCAGCGCAGUGACUACGACACGUCUUCCUCUGAGUUCUCCAGCGACGCGGAGUUCGCCGUCUCUAACACCACGCAGGGGAACACAUCGGUAGGCAACGCUCAAGACCUGCUCCCGGGUAGUGCUGUAGAGGCGGGCACGGUGUCGCAAGCACGGAAAUAUGCAGAGGCGUAUCCGAUGUACCGGCGCAUGCCGGCGCCUGCGGGCGUAAGCGGAGGGGCGGCGGCAAUAGUGCCGGAAGGGUCGCGGUUCUUCGUGAUCAAGUCGUUCAACCUGGAAAACAUCAAGGCCUCAUUCAAGCACGGGGUGUGGACAUCUACGAAGCGCGGCAACAAGCGGCUCUCCAAGGCGUACGUGGGGCUGCCGGCAGGGGCGCGCAUUUUCCUGUUCUUCAGCGUCAACAAGUCGGGCAAAUUUUGUGGCGUCGCGGAGAUGAAGUCGAACAUUCUACAGGGCGACUCGCGGAAUAAAAUUUGGCAGUGUGAGGCCGGGCACCAGUUCAACGACCUCUUCCUCGUCGAGUGGACCUGUGUGUGCGAUGUGCACAACCGGCUGCUGAAACACUUCAACAUAAUGGACACUGAGGGCAGCUUCAAACCCGUAACACACGCGCGCGAUGCCGACGAAGUCGACAUCGAAAUUGGACGCACGAUCCUGAAGCUUUUCACGAAUACCAAGAAAAAUAGGUCAUCUUUCCUUGAGGAUUAA
Messenger RNA from Eremothecium gossypii ATCC 10895, 882 nucleotides. RefSeq names its product mRNA-binding phosphate metabolism regulator (gene PHO92). The transcript has a single exon. The record is from RefSeq and is marked provisional. The coding region runs from base 1 to 882 and encodes 293 amino acids. Gene Ontology annotation, biological process: mRNA destabilization. NCBI's taxonomy places the organism in Eukaryota, Fungi, Ascomycota, Saccharomycetes, Saccharomycetales, Saccharomycetaceae. Gene Ontology annotation, molecular function: N6-methyladenosine-containing RNA reader activity; mRNA binding. Gene Ontology annotation, cellular component: cytoplasm.